Musa acuminata AAA Group (dessert banana) is the source of this 2274-nucleotide messenger RNA. Its product is annotated as pre-mRNA splicing factor SR-like 1. The coding region runs from base 856 to 2049 and encodes 397 amino acids. The transcript has 3 exons. The record is from RefSeq and is a predicted model, not a curated record. NCBI's taxonomy places the organism in Eukaryota, Viridiplantae, Streptophyta, Magnoliopsida, Zingiberales, Musaceae. Gene Ontology annotation, cellular component: precatalytic spliceosome.
UGAAUCGAAUCCGCUCCAACUCCUCCGUAUCGCCGCCUGCGCCGGCACCCCAUUUAUCAGCCUUCUCCUUCUCCUCCUUUUCCUUAUUCCCCGCCUGUGGUAAGCUUCCUUUUCUCCUAUCCCGGCGCUUUUUUCGAUCGCUCUGUCUAGGAAAAGAAAACCCUAAAUCGGAAGUCAAUCCGAGAACGGACGGGACCGGUGAAACGAGUCCUCCGGAUCUUCCUAGUAGGUUAUUUUCUCUCUCCAAUUUUCUCUGAUCCCCUUCUUUUUCUUUCUUUCUUUCUUUCUUUCCUCCUUUGCCAUUUUAGUUAGUAUGCCCUAAUUGUUAUUUGAAGUUUGAUUCUUGAUACUUUUUCUUUGAGUUGGAUUUCUUAGUCGUGCUGGGAAAUGAGGAUCAGGACAACUGCGAGAAUUGCUAAUAUCUUCUUCAAAACACCGCCUAAAGCACCCUUAUAGUUAGCGAAACUUAAUCAAAUUUUCGCUCAUUUAGGGUGUUCUUAUAAUUGUAAAGGGCAUAGUUUCGGUUUCUUGUGUAGCUCAGAAUAAUAUAGAAGGGAUCAGGGAAGAAUCGCUAAUCUAGGGCUGGUGGAAGUUAGGCAAGAGUUACGUAAGUUGUCUCAGAUAGUAUGGUUUAAGAAUUUAUUUGACGAGACACUAUUGUAGAGGCUCUGAGAAAAGAUGGUACAAACUUCUGAAUUCGUUGGUGAUCAUAUGUCCAAUAGUUAUGUUGAGUGAAUUUAAUCUGUUUCUUCUCUUGAGUGAAUCCAGUUCUGUUGUUGUGUCGUCAUUUGCAUUGCUGAAGGGAUUGUUCGUUUACUUUGUGGAGUAGGAAGUUUUCAGUUGACUAUAAGAGGAAUGGAAAUACAAACUUCUGGCAGACCUAUUGAUACUUUGCUGGAGAAGGUUCUUUCCAUGAACAUUCUUUCUUCUGAUUAUUUCAAAGAGCUUUACAGAUUGAAGACGUACCAUGAAGUUAUUGAUGAGAUCUAUAACCAAGUCGAUCAUGUCGAACCAUGGAUGACUGGAAAUUGCAGAGGUCCUUCCACGGCAUUUUGUCUACUUUAUAAGUUCUUUACAAUGAAACUCACUGUCAAGCAAAUGCAUGGGCUUCUGAAGCAUCCUGAUUCACCUUAUAUAAGAGCUAUUGGCUUUCUCUAUCUGCGUUAUGUUGCAGAUCCAAAGACAUUAUGGACUUGGUUUGAGCCAUACAUUAAGGAUGGCGAGUACUACUUUGACACCCUUUUUCCACGUAUUCCCAUCCCCGUCAUGCGCCAAAUUGUUGCCAACCUGGAGAAACUGAAGCUCCCUACCAAGCAUUGUGGUGUGACUGGAGAAACUAGUCGGCAGGGUUCAGAUGAUGUUGCCCGUCGCCCUCCUUCGGUAAAAGCUGCUUUGUCAGUUUCUUUUGGCCAGCGUGCUCCACACCGGGCAUCCACCAGGGACUCUUCACCUGUCAGAAGGACCUUAGCUCCCCUACAUGAAAGGAGUGAUGGUGAUGACCAUUGGAGAUCAUCUCCAAGCACUCAUCGCAGUAGCAGCCAUGAACGACCUGAUCGUGAUUGUUCAGAUCGUGACCGUGACCGAGACCGUUCAGAACGUGACCGGGUUACGGAUCGGGAUCGAAGGCAUAAACAUGACCAGUGUGGUGAUCGUGACAGAGACUCACUCAGAUCCAGGAACUCGGAUAGGGAUUACGGGAGAAGAGACCGUGAAAGGAGCAGGCGAGAUAGUGAUGAGUACAGACGAUCCAGCUCCCGACGAAGCAGAAGCAGAAGCAGAAGCAGAAGCAGAAGCAGAAGCAGAAGCAGAAGCAGAAGCAGGAGCCAGAGCCGGAGCAUGCAUAUCCAUGGUGCAGAUUCUGACAAUCGUCCUAGUCCAUUCAGAGAUGAAAAUAGAGAAAAGACAAAGACUGCUUCAAGCAAUCUGGCAAAGUUGAAAGAUUUAUAUGGUGAUGGAAGUGACAAGAAGAGUGAUGAAACUGCUGAUAGGCUGCGGAAAGAUACCAACACUGAAGACGUUAUCAGAUUGGGGGGAUCUACAUGGAAAUGAAGCCAAAAUGAAUUGUCUUUGUGGUGAUGUGAUUUUGUAACGUCAACUUUAUCAUAUUGGCUCAGUGGCCUUGCUAUGAUCUGUAACUUUGAUGCGUCAGAUCCAUGAUUUCAAGUUGGAACUAGUUGCAGGUUAGAUCAUUUUCUCUUGUGCUAUCUACUUGUAUAAAUACUGGAAAAUCCUACAGGCAUGAUUUAAGAAAUGUAUGAUGAUUUCAGUUCCAAA